AUGGAAACUACACAUGAACUAUCUUAUCUUCUUCACCCUAGUAUCCCCAUCAAGGAUGAUAUGGCAAUCGCUGAUAUUGGGGCAGGCACGGGGCUCUGGGCUAUCGAGGUAGCCGUGCAACUUCCCUCGGCUCAAAUUAUUGCAUACGAUAUCUCCGACACUCACUUCCCUCUCCCGGAAUACCGCGCACCCAAUGUCACAUUCAAUCAUCUGGACUUUCUCGGCGAUAUUCCCUCGUCUCUGGUGGGCCAAUUCGAUGUGGUUCAUCUGCGUACAUGGGCAUUCAUAAUUCGUGAUAACGACCCUAGCUACCUCAUCCAGAAUGCAUCCAAGUUGCUUAAGCCUGAUGGAUAUAUUCAGUGGGAAGAUGCUCGAUUCGACAAUGCUGUGGUCAAAGGCGAUGCCGCCCUCCAGCUUCGGAGGAUGAUGCGUCAAAUGAGUGAUGCCACAAACCUCAAUUUCCAGUGGGUCGAUCAACUUGAUCAGCAUAUCAACCGAGAAGCCUAUUUAGAGGUUGUCGAGUGCCAGUACAAGCCGUGGUCAAGCCAGCUGAUCCCGCUUUGUAUGAAUACUUUCUUCGUGGCUCUGGAGAAUACUGCUGCCCUUCUCGAUCGUCUGAAACUGGUCCAGCCUCCUGUCCCAAGCUCAGAUGAUUGGAUUAAAGCUCUGGAAAAUGUGCAGAAAGAAAGCCGUAAUGGCGAGCAGCUUUAUUGGCUCCCGGUUACCCUGCUAGCUAGGAAGGAUGCUUGA
Molecule: messenger RNA, 750 nt
Organism: Penicillium malachiteum
Lineage: Eukaryota; Fungi; Ascomycota; Eurotiomycetes; Eurotiales; Aspergillaceae
Product: class I SAM-dependent methyltransferase
Exons: 4
Coding region: 1-750 (249 amino acids)
Source: RefSeq, a predicted model, not a curated record